UCCCAGCGUCUAAACAAUUUUCAGUUUUUAUAGUCAUUACACUCCAUACCGGUGAACCAGCUAAAUCACUUUCCAGGCUUCUAAUACUUUUAUAUAAGUCUUUUUGAGAAUUUUUUGUAACCUAAGCGUGAGAAUGGAAUUAAAUCGUGAUUUCGAGGAGAUAACCAGUUUAUUCGUCGAUCAGUACUACACUCUUUUUGAUGAUCCUGAAAAGCGAGAGGAACUGUGCAAUUGCUAUAAUUCUAGUAGCUCCUUGUUGAGUUUCCAGGGCGAGCAGAUUCGUGGCCCAAAAAUAAGUGAAAAGUUAAAAAAUCUGCCGGUACAAAAGAUCAAUCGAAUAAUAAGGUCCGUGGACUCGCAGCCCACCUGUGAUGGUGGAGUACUGAUCUACGUCCACGGCAGUUUGCAGUGCGAGGAGGAAGUACCUGUAAACUUUUCCCAGAUCAUCUUGCUUCAUAAUGGGGAACAAGGCAUUUUCAUAGCCCACGAUAUUUUCCGCACUGAAGUUAUCUAAAAUCAUGAAGCGAGGCGGAUUUAGUCCCUCAAGAAAACCACUAAAAAUUGUGUAGUCGAUCUCGAAAGAAUACUGGGUAAUCCGAGUUUUUCUCUUCAUAUUAUCUCCAGAAAUCAAAAAAAAUUAGGCUAAAAAUUAAUUAGGUUUUCAUAUUUUGUAUUUUACAUUUUUCACGUUCCAAAUUAAAUUUUAAAACUA
Drosophila ananassae is the source of this 712-nucleotide messenger RNA. Its product is annotated as nuclear transport factor 2. Gene Ontology annotation, biological process: protein import into nucleus. Lineage: Eukaryota; Metazoa; Arthropoda; Insecta; Diptera; Drosophilidae. Gene Ontology annotation, cellular component: nuclear pore central transport channel. The record is from RefSeq and is a predicted model, not a curated record. The transcript is spliced from 2 exons. The coding region runs from base 134 to 514 and encodes 126 amino acids.